Neospora caninum is the source of this 1557-nucleotide messenger RNA. Its product is annotated as At5g09770, related. Gene Ontology annotation, molecular function: structural constituent of ribosome. Gene Ontology annotation, cellular component: ribosome; cytosolic large ribosomal subunit. The transcript is spliced from 3 exons. The record is from RefSeq and is a predicted model, not a curated record. Gene Ontology annotation, biological process: translation. Lineage: Eukaryota; Apicomplexa; Conoidasida; Eucoccidiorida; Sarcocystidae. Bases 1 to 1557 code for a protein of 518 amino acids.
AUGUUUCUGCCGCUCCUUUCGGGCAUUCUCCACUUGUCGCGGCCCGUUUUCGGACCUGCUUCUUUUGGUCGCUUCGCGGGGAGGCUGGUCUUGGCGCAGCUGCUGGUUCUUGCCUCGCAACAGGGUGUCUCUGCAAGAGGAAUCUUUCCUCAGCCGCACCCCCGCGUGUGGUCCUCGUUCUCGCCCUCCUUCUGGCUGGUUUCCCCAGACUCGGCGUCCGGCCCCCGCCUCUUUUACUCAGCGAGUGAUCCCGACGCUUCUUCCGCCUUUCUGAAACUGCUUUCUUCGCCGUCUCCCUUUUCCCACGUGGCCUUUCGCGAGACCCUCGCCCGACAGGCAGACCGCGAGCGGCAGCCAAGCGGAGACUGCGGCGCCGGAUGCGCGCCCGGUUCGUUGGAAGAAAACGCCCCACAAGGACCGUCCUUGGCCUUCGUCUUUGCACGGCGUGCAGUGAAUGGGCGGCGUUUCCAACCGAACGCGUAUGGAGCGCAUCGCGUGGUUUCGAGAGGGAAGUCCGCCGUGCCGGGCGUGGAGGUCCCCAGACCGGGACUUGGGGGUCACCGGGAAGGAACCAGUUCGUUCUCGGCGCUUUUCUGGUGUCGAGGAGGCGCGUUAGAAACGGAGGGCGGCAGUCUGGCGAAGGGACGACUCAGCGUCUCCUCGCCUGCUCCUCGACUCUGCGGCCGCGAACCCACGCCCGAGCCUCUGGUCGGCUCGCAGGUGACGCGCCAAAGAGUGUCCUCCGGCAUGCGGGCACAGACACGGCGGACACCUGGAGUCUCUCCGUUUGGGAAAAGAGUCGGCGUGUCGCCUUGUUUCCGCAGCAGCAGUCUCACGUCGUCGCCGCCCUGGGCUUGUGCGAGAGAGAGUUUCCUGGAAGAACCAGAAAAAAUGAGACUGGUGUGGACAAUAACACGCGAGACGAGGUCCGAAGGAACAGCCCAGCCGGUCGCCAAGCCUCACGCAGCUGAGUCGGCCGCGAAUGAAGGAACGUUGGCGGCUCGCCAGUGGAACCGGACGGCGCAGCGAGUCGACCAGCAACGAGGACUCGCAGAAGGUGGCGAGGCUUCUCACUCGACGGAGAACGCUCUGCAUGCGAGAAACGGAAGCGUCUUGGCAACGCCCUUCUCGUGGGGAGUGUCGAUAACGACGCCGUGCGAAGCGGAGAGACGCUUCGGUGUCGGCGGCAUCACGAUGCACGCGCACCACAACCGGAAACGAAACAAGCUGGGCAGGCCUUACGGGCAUCGGCGCUGUCUGCUCCGCAAUCUGUGUACCGAACUCCUGCGCCACGGUGCAAUUACGACUACGUAUGCAAAGGCGAAGGAGUGCCGACGGGCUACCGACAAGUUGCUCAUGCUCGCGAAGGAGCCGUCGCUACACACGUAUCGCCAGGCGCUCGGCUAUUUGUACGACAAAGGCCUGACGCGCCAACUCUUUCUUGAGGCCUCCCAGCGGUUUGCGUACCGUCCUCACGGUUUCUGUCGGUUGCAAAAGCUUCCGUUUUGUCGACAAGGAGACAACGCUCAGAUGGCCCGGUUAGAACUGCUUGACUAG